Molecule: messenger RNA, 3431 nt
Organism: Xiphias gladius (swordfish)
Lineage: Eukaryota; Metazoa; Chordata; Actinopteri; Istiophoriformes; Xiphiidae
Product: N-acetyllactosaminide beta-1,3-N-acetylglucosaminyltransferase 3-like
Exons: 4
Coding region: 282-1415 (377 amino acids)
Cellular component (GO): membrane
Molecular function (GO): hexosyltransferase activity
Source: RefSeq, a predicted model, not a curated record
UCGGCGCGGAGCCCGGGGAGCAUGCCGUCGCACGCUCGGGGUCUUCAUUAUAGCUGUAGCCACGGAGACAGAUGAAAGAAUCGAUCUCCUCUGAUACUAUAACUAGCAAUCGUCGCGUGGACGCUUUAUGGAUGUUGAUGCCCUCGUGCCACUGGACCCGAAAAAAGGAGAGAUCUCUCGUGUAAUGUUACCAGGAGAAGAGCGGCUGCGUUGUGACAGCGAACGGCGACCCGAAGCGCGGAAUGAGCAGUAAAUGAUCAGUUACUUUAUGAGUUUUAAGGAUGAGGAAAAAAAAAGCAAGAACUUUACUGCUAGCGGGAGCUCUUGGUCUGUUGGUCCUCCAUCUCUGUAAAGAUUUUAUUGACUAUAAAACCAUCCCCCUGCACAUAGAUGAGGGGGGGGGGCAGAGUCAAACAAGGCAACCCCCCCGAACGAACUCCUAUGUAUACUCCUGGCCAAGAUGUCAACAAAAUAUGUCUGCUGCCAACGUCAACGGCUUCAGCUCUCUUCCUGAUGGUGUAAAAGACUUUCUGUACUAUCAACACUGUCGCCAUUUCCCCAUGUUACUGGACCUUCCUGACAAAUGUGGAGGAGCGGAUAAGUCAGCAGAAGUCUUCCUUCUACUGGUCAUUAAAAGCUCCCCUGUGAACUACGAACGCCGAGAGGUGCUGCGCAAAACCUGGGCUAAAGACAGGUUAUACAAUGGCGUGUGGAUCCGGAGGAUCUUCAUCUCAGGAACGACGGAUUCUGGUUUUGAGAAAGAAAGACUGAACAAACUACUUGAACUGGAGCAGCAUGAGCACAAUGACAUCCUACAAUGGGACUUUCAUGACACGUUCUUCAACCUCACCCUGAAGCAGAUACUCUUCCUAGAAUGGAUGGAAAGAAACUGUCCGAACGCUCGCUUCCUGCUAAACGGUGAUGAUGACGUUUUUGCCAACACAGACAACAUGGUCACGUAUCUCCAAAGCCUCAAGGACAACGAUGGAAGCAAACACCACUUUGCCGGCCACUUGAUCCAGAAUGUGGGGCCUAUUCGAUUUGCAGGGAGCAAGUACUAUGUCCCAGUUCAGGUGCAGAAGUCAGAUUCAUACCCCCCCUACUGUGGUGGUGGGGGCUUCCUCCUGUCUGGCUAUACAGCUUUUGUUAUAUACAAUAUGUCCCAGUCCAUUCCCCUUCUUCCCAUAGAUGAUGUUUACAUGGGGAUGUGUCUGGCCAAAGCAGGACUAAGUCCUCUUUCCCAUAUGGGUGUGAAGACCGCAGGACUGCACAUUCCCUCCAGCAAAGUGGAUGGAUAUGAUCCUUGCUAUUAUAAAGAUGUUCUGUUGGUGCACAGAUUCCUUCCAGCUCACAUGUAUCUUAUGUGGCACAAAAUAAAUGACCCCAGUCUGAAAUGUAAUCACUCAAGGAAAUGACUUUAGCAACAUCAAAUUGUAACUUACUGGUGGUGACAGCACUUAUUGACACUUUUCUCCCUGCACGUGCUCUUAGGCUGCGAGAGCAGGCAUGCCCUUCUUAUAUGUAUCCCGGGAAAAGGUUUUUCUACCAGUUUGUAUGAUGAUUGUUACUGUGUAAGAACCAUACAGUUGUUUGUCACGCCAAAAUAAGUAAAACGCAACAACAACAGUAAUUAACAUCUUAACAAGGACUGGGCUUACAGUGAGCUAACCUUUAUAGGAAAACUCCACCCAAAACCAUAGCUUAGCAACCAUGGCUUGUCACAGCAGUCCUGUCAAACUUUGGAUUUCUCCAUGUGCUAAAACAGUGUGCAUGGGGCUGAAUUAAGAGUGACAAUCAGCCCUUUCCAGGGCAAAAAAUACAACAGCCAAAGUGUAAGAAAGAGUAUUUCAAACUUUGUUGGGUUACAGCCUAGGUUAUGUUGCCAUUUCCCCACUACGUGGAAUCGGGUGCUAUCAGAGUGCAUGAUUAACCUUAGUGGCUCGAUCCUGCUCUGUAUUGGAUAUGGAGCUUUAUCCUUGUUUUUUUAGGAUGAUAUCGCGCAUGUAGCUGCAUAUGCUACAUCUCAAUUUAUAAGGCAGCUAGAAACAUUUAAUAGUCAGCCGGUGGCAGAGUUUUCAACUAAACCAUGGAGUUAACGUUAGCUUAGUGCUAGCCACAGCUAACAGACAAAAGCCAUCUAUCUGUGUCUGAAAUCCAUGACCCACUAUAGGAGCCAUUAUAAACUAAAUAUGUGCCGUGCGAGAAUGAAAAGCUUGACGUAGCAACAGUAACUACGGGGGGCAGGGCUUCUUAGCUAAUAGUAAUUUCAUCUUUAUGUAAAAACAUAUCAGUAAAAUUAGGCUUAUUGGUGAAUAUUUAGUGCUUUUCCCCUCAGCAGUGAGUGAAGAAAACAAGAGUUUUAAAAUUUGAUUUAAGUUUUUUUCGGUAUUAUUUUUCCACAGGUUCAUAGUUUAGAUUUAGCUUGUUAUGUGUGGAAAGUGUAGCUUUUCCCCCCAUCCUGGCUUUAAAGAGUCUGGGAGAUGCAGAAGAACUCUAAUCAGCCAAAAUAUGUAUAAACCAAAGUGGACCACCAUGGGUGUGUUGGACCUUUUCAGUAACGCUGAUUAUUAUUUUACUUGUAUGUUUUCUGUAGACACAGUUCAGUCACAUCUCUGGGAGAAAUUCAGGCACAGUAUUUGUUAAAGAUCACGGUCUGUGUCAGUGUCUGUAAACUUUUUUUUUAAUGAUGACUUCAUGUGAGAGAGUAUGUUUUGGGUAUUAGAUAUUUAUGUAAUUUCUGUCGGCUUGGUAGUGUCAUUGUGUUAUUACUGGGCUGGGUGUUGAUCCACAAUUAUCAACUGAAUUAUGACCAUAGCAUAUUCUCCCAAAAACCAUCGACGACUAAAAGUGGGCACCAAAUACUUCUUAGUCAUGUUUGCUUACUGGCUUGACUUGACGUGAGUUACUGUUUGGUCAGAUAUUUAAAAUCAUACUUGUGUUAAAUUUUUGUAAUUAUGAAAACUUCUUGUACACCUGUUACCUAGUUCUAGGUAUGACAAGUGCAGGGCUAUAAAGUAUAAUGUGGCGUCCAAAUUCUUGCAAAAAUAUUCAAAAAUAAUUCCUCAGGGUUUUGUAAGACUAAUGAUGUAAUGUUUUUUAAUAAUCUGCUUAAGUUCAUUUUUUUUCAGUAUAGCAUGUAGCCUGUGUUAGAACAAUAUGUCUAUAUAGACAUUGUUUUUGUGCCUGAUAUCAGUGGCUCUCAACCCAGAACCACUGUUAGAACUGCAAAAAGAUAUUUUGAAGGAUUUAAAGCAUUUAUGUACUAUCAAAUACAACAAUCAUAAUCAUGGCUCAGUCAUAAGGGUACUGGGGGGUCUCCAGUAAAGAUUCAUAUGUAAGGAUUGACUAAAUCUAUUUUAUUUUCAUGCUGCUAGGGAACAGGAUAUAUAUUGUACUUUUUUACAAUUAAACAAUUUUGAGAUGAAAUUGUG